This is a messenger RNA of Coniophora puteana RWD-64-598 SS2, 2072 nucleotides long. RefSeq lists its product as uncharacterized. The transcript has 10 exons. The record is from RefSeq and is a predicted model, not a curated record. Bases 921 to 2042 code for a protein of 373 amino acids. Lineage: Eukaryota; Fungi; Basidiomycota; Agaricomycetes; Boletales; Coniophoraceae.
CGUUUCUUCAGCGUUUCUCACAGCGAAAUCAUUUUGUUGCAAGCUGGCAGCGAGGGCUGUCUGUCGUGCACGUGGGCGUCGCGCAACGGUCCCACACAGCAACUUCCGCCAUUCACAUGUCCGUGUCUUUCAUUCUCCUGCAUCACCGUGACCGGACUCUUUGACGAACUCGGCCAUUUACUGUCGUAAAGUGCGGGAAGGUGACAGAAGGCGGUAGCAGGCGGUAGCACCUGGUAGCACCGUCAACGCCUGUGAGGCCAGCAGAAGCCAAGUCAAAAUUCGUCCCCGAGUUGCCCUCGACGGUCGAGGACCAUCAGACGUCGACGCAGCCCCUGAGUGGGCGCGCUGAUCAUGCGACUUCGAGAUCGGUCGUUGCUUUUUUCAAACGACUCGUUGACGAAAGCUAGCGAGCCCUAGGCGUACCCUUCAACCUGACCUUCACCGCCAUCUCCCAAUGCGUACUAGCUAGGCAAGGGACAACCGUUGGCUGUUGAUCACUUCUGUAUCUCGACGCUCGAUGCAAAGCCAGAAAGCCAAGGCGUCAAUCUCUGAUGGAAUCCGCUACUCGGGCCCUCUCGGGCCCACUCUCCUCCGAGCCAGAUCACAAGCCGACCCACUGCCGACUCCUGGUCGCAUUCAUUUAUGCUUGGUGCGAUCCACUGCGGUCCCUUAUUCGGAACGCAUUCAAUAACCCGACGUCGUCUGCAUGGUCUGCACGCGGUCGACGUCCCUGUCAAACGGACGGGCGACGUGACGUGCCAUUUGCUGCGCCACCACCUCGUGAAAUCUUUGGUCGAUCUCAGAUACCCAGUCUGGAUGCAUGCAGGACCAAUGAUGUUUAAUACGGUGCCUCUACCGCUCGCGCAGGAGCUGGCUACGCCCGUCAUUAUCCCGUUCUCCCCCUCUUCUUCCAGGUUUCGAUGGCGCUGACGAUACCACGGGCAGAGCUGAUUGGUGUGUUUUUGGAGAGUGCAGCCUAUGGGAUAUACUUGACGAUAUUCUCGCAAUGCCUGCUCGUUCUGCGGAAACGGGCAAGAAGACCAAACGAUUACCUCCUGGGCACUGCGGUGACGCUCUUUAUCCUAAUCACCUUGCACCUCAUAAUCGACAUCCUCCGCAACGUCGAAGCGUUUACAGACGACAUGUCGACACCCGAUUAUCCGGAGAUGUACUAUGGCAAGUUCAAUACGUGGCAGGAUAUAUUGAAAAGCGGGCUGUAUGUUGGAGUGACCCUGGUGUCUGAUGCGUUCAUCCUUUACCGCUCCUACAUCGUGUGGGGCCGAAGCUACCUUGUCACUCUUUUUCCUCUCCUUCUUUUACUCGCCGAUGCCGCCAUCGGUGUCCUUUGGGUCUACACUUUAAGCGAAGUCACCGAGCUGCGAGCGGACGUAUUUUCGGAUACCUUGUCUAUCCGCGUGAAGACGUUUUACGCAAUCACCCUUGCGAUGAACGUCAUAUGUACUGUCCUCAUCGCGUACAAAAUCUGGAGCAUUCAACAUGCCGUCUCUCCCUUUUCUCAAGGCAUCGGCAAGGACAACGUCCUCAGCCAAGUCUCUGCCAUUGUAAUCGAGUCCGGCUCGUUCUACUCUGCGAUGCUCAUCGUUAUGAUCGGAACGUACUCGACUGGAUCCCCGGCAAUGUUUAUGUUCCUCAACAGCAUGUCGCCCAUCAUUGUAAGUAUAGCGAGCGUCUGUACGCUUCAACCAACUACUAACCGUGCUUUAUCUCACUUUGUUUCGCCAUCACAUGCAGGGCAUCGUCUCUCCUCCGUCAUCGUACGCGUAGGCAUGGGCGUCAGCCACGGCGACCGGUCGGCCCGCCCUCGCGGCCACUCGGGAUCUUCAGUACGGCACCCGUGGUCGCAGACCGCCGGCGGUGCCAGCCUCGGACGGCGGCCGGCAUCGGGCCACGCCGACGAGCUGUACUCGUUCCCGAACGGCGGCGUGCAGGUGACGCUGCAGCAGACGGUGCACACGCACAUCGAUGUGUCGAGGGAGUCGGACGAGGCGAUCGAUCCUGAUAGUAAGCAUAUGGUCGUGUAGGAUGGGUUCUCGAGUUUGGAUGCAUAAUUU